AGUCCGAGGGGCUUUAUCGGCAUCGUCUGCUCCACUGAAACUUUUCCCCAACGCUACAAUCUGUCUCCGCGGCUCUAGUUUGGGAGCAGCGUCACAGAGGAGAGGACCGAGGAGUUUUUAAGAGAGGCUUUGAUGAUGAAGCGAGGGAUGGUGUGAUUCUGUAGAGAGACAGAGAGGAAGAGGGAGACGCUCCAGCAGCAUCACCACCUCCUCACUCCUCUACCAGACCCCUCUUCUGUCUGGCUCUUCUCUUUAACUCCCUCCUUCAGAGGAGACAGGAGGCUUGUUGGUCAACCAGGAAACAUGUCCCAGACCAGGAGGAACACGUACACACGGACCACCAGCAGCGGCAGCAGCAGGAUGAGCUCAGACGGGGGCGGGCGGCCCGUCAAAGUGGGCUCCCUGGUGGAGGUGAUCGGGAAAGGACAGCGCGGCACGGUGGCCUACAUUGGAAACACCCUCUUUGCCUCUGGAAAAUGGGUGGGGGUCAUCCUGGACGAGGCCAAGGGCAAGAACGACGGCACGGUGCAGGGCAAACGCUACUUUACCUGUGAGGAGAAUCGUGGGAUAUUUGUGAGACAAUCACAGAUCCAGCUCGUUGAUGAUGGGGCAGACACGACAUCUCCAGAGACACCUGAGCCAGGCACCGGAAAGGUUCCCAAACGAGAGAUCAUUGAGACGUCCAAGUCUUCUAAACUGCGAGGAGUGAAGCCUAAAAAGACUCCUGCACCCCGGAAGACCACGGCCAGAAGGCCCAAGCAGCCCAGCAGAACUGCGGGUGGAAAGGGUGCCGCGUCCGGCUCGGCCUCGGCCUCAGCUGGAGAGAUGAGCAGCAGCGAGCCCAGCACGCCGGCUCAGACCCCUCUGGCUGCUCCGGUCAUCCCCACCCUCCAUUCUCCAGGAAACCUCCCAGCUCCCGGCCCCACCAAGGAGGACGGCACUUUGGAACCAAAGGAGGAGGAGGCGCUGCGUGGUCAGGUGAAGGACCUGGAGGAGAAGCUGGAGACUCUGAAGAUGAAGCGGACGGAGGACAAGGCCAAGCUGAAGGAGCUGGAGAAACACAAGAUCCAGCUGGAGCAGCUGCAGGAGUGGAAGACGAAGAUGCAGGAGCAGCAGGCCGAGCUGCAGAAACAGCUCAAAGAGGCCAAGAGGGAGGCAAAAGAAGCUCUGGAGGCGAAGGAGCGUUACGUGGAGGAGAUGUCGGACACAGCGGAUGCGAUCGAGAUGGCCACGCUGGAUAAAGAGAUGGCCGAGGAGAGGGCGGAGUCUCUGCAGCUGGAGGUCGACUCACUGAAGGAGAAAGUGGACGAGCUCACCAUGGACCUGGAGAUCCUGAAGCACGAGAUCGAGGAGAAAGGUUCGGACGGAGCUGCGUCCAGUUAUCACGUGAAACAGCUUGAGGAGCAGAACGGCAGACUGAAGGAAGCUCUGGUCAGGAUGCGUGAUCUGUCGGCUUCAGAGAAGCAGGAACACGUGAAGUUACAGAAGCAGAUGGAGAAGAAGAACGUGGAGCUGGAUGCUCUGAGGAGCCAGAAAGAAAAACUACAGGAGGAGAUGAGUGUGGCGGAGAAGACCAUUGACGAGCUGAAAGAGCAGGUGGAUGCAGCUUUAGGGGCGGAGGAGAUGGUGGAGACGCUGACAGAGAGGAACCUCGAUCUGGAGGAGAAAGUGAGAGAGUUAAGAGAGACGGUGACUGACCUGGAAGCGAUAAACGAGAUGAACGAUGAGCUGCAGGAAAACGCCAGAGAGACGGAGCUGGAGCUGAGGGAGAUGUUGGAUCUGGGCGCCGCCAAAGUCCGAGAGUCUGAGAAACGCGUUGAAGCUGCUCAGGAGACGGUGGCUGAUUACCAGCAGACCAUCCAGAAGUACCGCGAGCUCACGGCUCACCUGCAGGAGGUGAACAGAGAACUGACCAGCCAGCAGGAAGCAUCAGCCGAGCUGCAGCAGCAGCCUGCUGCAGAGAUGUUUGAUUUCAAGAUUAAGUUUGCAGAGACAAAGGCAUACGCCAAGGCCAUUGAGAUGGAGCUGAGGAAAAUGGAGGUCGGUCAGGCCAACAGACACGUCUCUCUUCUGACCUCCUUUAUGCCCGAGUCGUUCCUCCGUCAUGGUGGAGAUCACGACUGCAUCCUGGUCCUGCUGCUCAUCCCCAGACUCAUUUGCAAGGCGGAGCUGAUCAGUAAGCAGGCUCAGGAGAAGUUUGACCUGAACGAGAACUGUGUGGAGCGAGCCGGGCUGAAGGGGGCUGUCGGGGAGCAGCUGAGCUUUGCAGGUGGCCUGGUUUACUCGCUUAGUCUGCUGCAGGCCACGCUGCAUAAAUACGAACAGGCUCUGUCUCAGUGCAGUGUGGAAGUCUAUAAGAAGAUCGGCUCUCUGUACCCAGAGAUGAGCGUUCAUGAGCGAUCUCUGGAUUUCCUCAUCGACCUGCUGCACAAAGAUCAGCUGGACGAGACGGUCAACGUGGAGCCGCUCACCAAGGCCAUCAAAUAUUAUCAGCACCUGUACAGCAUCCACCUGGUGGAGCAGACUGAGGACUGCACCAUGCAGCUGGCUGAUCACAUCAGAUUUACCCAGAGCGCCUUGGACUGCAUGGCGGUGGAGGUUGGUCGUCUGAGGGCAUUCCUGCACGCCGGUCAGGAGAAGACCGACAUCGCCGUGCUGCUGAAGGACCUGGAGACAUCCUGCAGCGACAUCCGACAGUUCUGCAAGAAAAUAAGACGCAGGAUGCCUGGAACAGAUGCACCAGGGAUCCCUGCAGCGCUGAACUUUGGACAGCAGGUGUCAGACACACUCUCAGACUGUAGGAAACACCUGACCUGGGUGGUGGCCGUGCUGCAGGAAGUUGCAGCAGCCGGAGCUCAGAUGAUGUCUCCUCUGGGUGAGCAGGAGGGGCUGGCAGCCGUCAAACUGGAGGAUGUGGCGUUCAAGGCCGGAGAACAGAUUUAUGGAUCCCAGGGAGCAAACCCAUACGAGUAUCUGCGUCAGUCCUGUGGCAUCGUCAUAGCAACCAUGAACAAGAUGGCCACCGCCAUGCAGGAGGGAGAGUAUGACUCUGAGAAGCCUCAAAACAAGAAUCCUCCUCCUGUGGACGUGCGGUCUGCAGCUCUGCGUGCUGAGAUCACAGAUGCAGAAGGUCUGGGUAUGAAGCUGGAAGACAGAGAGACGGUCAUCAAAGAGCUGAAGAAGUCGCUCAAGAUCAAGGGAGAAGAGCUGAGCGAGGCGAACGUCCGUCUCAGCCUCCUGGAGAAGAAGCUCGACAGCUCGUCUAAAGACGCAGACGAGCGUGUGGAGAAGAUUCAGACCAGGCUGGACGAGGCGCAGACACUGCUGAAGAAGAAAGAAAAGGAGUUUGAGGAGACGAUGGAUGCGCUGCAGGCAGACAUCGACCAGCUGGAGUCGGAGAAGGCUGAGCUGAAGCAGAGGAUCAACAGCUCGUCUAAGAUGACCAUCGAUGGGCUGAGGGGAACCGGACCGUCAGGAAUUGCCUCCAUCGUUACGGGAAUUUCAGGAGAGGAACAAAAAGCAAACAUGGUUGCCGGGAUUGGUUCGGGCUCUGGUGUCCAGGUAAUCGACUCUCCUCUGCUGACUCAGCAGAUUGAAGCUCAGAGACUCUGCAUCAAACACCUGAAGAAUGAGAACAACAGACUGAAGGCUGAGAAGAUGCGAGCUCAGCUCGCCGCUCUGCCUCCUCUUCACGUGACCAAACUUCCCUCCAAAGACGGUCGUCCUGAAGUGCUCUCCAGCGCCCUCUACCGUAAAACCGACCAGCUGCUGGAGACUCUGCUGCAGAUGAGUGCCAACGUUAAAGUGGUGGAUAUCACCGGGAAAUCUCCAGUGACGCCUGCUGCUCAGCUCCUGGAACAGACGGCCAGACUACAGUCACUCAGUGACACUCUGGGCAGGCUGAAGGAUGAAGUUGCAGAGCACGUCGUCAACCAUCAGCCUGGAGCUCGUGUCCCCUCAGAUUUUGCAACGUUUCCUUCAACCACGUUUGUAAAAGCAAAGGAGGAGAAGCAGGGCGACACGGUCCUGGUGGGUCGAGUCAUGGUGCCGUGUCCCCGCGGUCAGGAGCAGGUCCACCGACUCGUCCUGUCACAGAAUCAGCUGCAGCGAGUUCACAGUCUGCUGAAAACCUAACGCACAGCAACAAUAAACAACAAAAACCACCCCCGGAACCAUAACCUAACAUCAUCAUCAUCAUCAUCAUCAUCAUCAUCGGCUUAGCAGUCUAGUUUCCACGCCAGGACCGAAUGAGGAAAACCAGGAAGUAUCUAAACCACUGACGUAGAACCAUAACAUACAGUAAAUAUAUAUUUAUUAUUUAAUCUUCUUUAUUAUGACAGUCAGGAGCCGGUCUGAUCUCAGGGUCACUCUGACUGUUAGAUAUGUGAACUAGUCUGACUUCAUUAAAAUCCCUCAGUUGUGUUUUUUGGUUUCAGAGUGAGACCUACAGGCAGAUACUACAUAAUCAAUAAUUUCAUCCACAGAGGCGCCAGUCCAACUGCAAGCAAAAAUUUGAACAAUAUUCCCCAACUCUGGUCCCAAAUGGGCAAGUUUUAAUUUCUGGUCUAAAUUGGAGAUAUUGCCCUAACAUUUGGAAUUUUUCAAUAUUAUUUAUAUAAAAAAAAAAAAACAAAAACAUUUUAGCGUGGAAGAAGUACAGAAUCUUAAUUCCUGCCUUGCCUUGGAUUUUCAAGGAGAAUUACACUUAGAAGCCAAAUGACUCCUGAACUUAUUAAAUCUUAAAUCUAUGGGGAAAAAAACUUGAAUGGUAACUAUUUUCAAGGAUUUAUUUAGUCAUUAUUUAAGCAAAAAAGACCAAAAAAUCACCAAAAGUUGCCUCACAGAUGGGUAAAUCUGCUGUUUCCUGCAUCAUACACAGCAGGAAAAAGGACAUCUUUGGGUUUUUAACUGUGAAAUAAAACAUCAGUCUUAGUGAAUUAUGAGCUAAAUGUUUAAUGAAGGAAAAAUGACUUAAUGUUCUUAAUUUCUUAAUAUUUUAAGCUGCCUUUUCUGGUCUUAAUUGAUCACUUGAUGCACAAAAACAAUGAUGGAAAGAAGUCUGAGUUGGUCCUUUUGCCAAAAAUUCACUGAUUGGUGCCUCUUACAUGAGAAAAAAUUGCAUUUUUCUGUUUCUUAAACAAACCAGUAUUUUUUAUUUUUGGUAUUUGCAGUUUGUUUUACAAAACCAAAAGACUGACGUUUGUAAAUUUAAUAUAAGUUUCUCUCUCCAGCAUCUAAAAACAUUUGUGAAGAGAAAAUCAUCUUAGAGCUUUUUAUUUCAGAAAAUGAUAGAAGAAAACUCCUGACCUCCUGACCUGAGUACUGUCACGUAUUCCUAUAAAACAAUCUGCUUUUCCUUUCCUGUAAAUCUAAAAAUGUCACUCGGUGUUCUUGAAUCAAUUUGGACUUAUCUUAAACAUUCAGAGUGACCUGGAUCAGACUGCUGCUACCUGAAUAAACCUACACAAAUGUAUUUUAUAGUCCAGAUGAUGCGAUAUUUAUCCUCUGUUGUAACCUCACUGCUGCAUGCUGCACCGAUCGUUAUAAAGCUGGGGUUUGGCCCUGGUGUGGAACCGUCACAGCGUGGUUUAUAUUCAGCCACGUGUUAAUCGUUGCUUUGUGUGUUAAACUUUUAAUGCUACGCAGGAUAAAAAGGAUCAUCUGUGUUGUACAUUUUAAUCACUGUUUUGUGCUCCGUUUUUAUAACUUAACCGUCUAAAGGGAGAGGAGCAUACCAGUGUGGGAUUGAAGACUUAUCUGUCCAUUUAGAGUAGGGGGCAUUUACUGAGGCUUUUUGCACAUUUUACAUGAAGAGAGAAACCACAGAGGGGAAUAAUAUUCUGCACAUUCACAGCAGUGAGAGGCAAUUAUAUUACUCAACCAACAAUUGUAUGACAUUUUAGAAAUUAAUGCAAAAAACUAAAGAAGCUGCAGUAGAGAUGCUCAACGUAAUCGCCCAAAUUAUCAGAGAUUUUUCAAACAUAGCAGACAGGCAAACUUAACUUUCCAACUUACUGUUACUCUUCAAAUGCACUAUUACAUUCUUCCACAAGGGGGCUCCCAAUCAAAACAAUAAAAGAAGACAGCAGUGAUACUGGGAAUCAUGGCUGUGAUUCCUGCCACUCUAAUCCCAACACCCGAUGAAAACAAACUCCAAAAUUUAGCAUGGUUGAGGCAAACAAGGGAAGCCUGGGUGACUGGAAGUGCAGCCGAUGGCAGAGAAUCAUCACGGUUCAUCACAAGUUAGUGGCACAAAAUAUGAAUGAGUUACAGCAACAAAAUGGCAGCUUACAGAAGCAGCCCCCGCAUCUUUAUGCAGCAGACUUUGAUGUGACAUCCAGGGUUUCAAACAGGACAAUAAACAUGAUAGGCAAGACUAUAAAUUACGGAUUUCUCUGGCUUUGAAAACAACUGGAAAUAUCUGAGAUAAGGGAAGUACAUAACAUUCUUUUUUUUUAAUUUAUUAAUUGGGACUUUUCAGUACCAAACUUCUACAUAUUGUACUAUCUAGAUUGAUUUCCUCUAAAUUUAAACUAAAAAACCAUCACCGCCCCCCUUUGUGGAACACUGACCUACAGAAAGUACUAACGGUUCCUUAUUCUCCUCUGUGGUUUCAUUCAAACUUCAUGAACUACAACGAACAAGAAAGAAAAACUUCUAAACCUCAAGGGAUUUACUGUCAGUUGUGGAUUAAAUUAUUCUGUUUAUUUAAAAAGAAUAUCUGAAGGAUUUUAUUGGUUUAAAGCAUUAACUUAUCAUCACUCUGGAGUAGAUCCUGUCGGUUGCAAUCAUUUCCUUUUUCAUGCUUGGCAUAAACAACACUUUGGUGGUAUUUGUAUAAAAAAUGAAAUCAGAAGCAGCCGUGUUUAGUUCUCCGAGACGUGUUUUUGUUUCAGAAUUGUCCGAGCCUUAAACCUGCAGAGUCGUGGUGUGAAGAGCGAUCGCCUGCCUUAUUUUGAUUGAUUUCGACCAAACCUCAUGGAAGCAAAACUACAUCUUUGCCAAAGAGUCUUUGUUUCUCUUCACCAGAUUUGCCAUGCUCUCAUUUUAAACAUGUUUAGUUUACUAACCCAUGCUAACUGUUUUUAUUAGAUUCUUUUUGUUUGCACACUUCUGUUGUAACUUGAAGUUUUAUUUAAUGACUUAUUUAAUGGGCAUAGUGCUUCUACAUGAGUGUAGCUUAAAUGGGAAAACGCACACAUUUCUUAUUUAUUCACUGUUAUUUAUGUGUUAAAGGACUGACUCUGCAGCUUGUCUAACUGGUCUUACCUUCUUCCUCCUGUGGCUUCCUGCUCUUGCACAAACGAUAACUGAUUAAUAAAGACAUUUAAGCCAGUU
This is a messenger RNA of Cheilinus undulatus (humphead wrasse), 7338 nucleotides long. Its product is annotated as dynactin subunit 1-like. Gene Ontology annotation, biological process: establishment of mitotic spindle orientation; nuclear migration. The record is from RefSeq and is a predicted model, not a curated record. The coding region runs from base 304 to 4134 and encodes 1276 amino acids. NCBI's taxonomy places the organism in Eukaryota, Metazoa, Chordata, Actinopteri, Labriformes, Labridae. The transcript is spliced from 32 exons. Gene Ontology annotation, cellular component: axon; kinetochore; microtubule associated complex.